This is a messenger RNA of Stomoxys calcitrans (stable fly), 3118 nucleotides long. Its product is annotated as probable cytochrome P450 6a14. The coding region runs from base 46 to 3036 and encodes 996 amino acids. The transcript has 4 exons. Gene Ontology annotation, molecular function: monooxygenase activity; oxidoreductase activity, acting on paired donors, with incorporation or reduction of molecular oxygen; heme binding. The record is from RefSeq and is a predicted model, not a curated record. NCBI's taxonomy places the organism in Eukaryota, Metazoa, Arthropoda, Insecta, Diptera, Muscidae.
ACAUUAACGGUCGCUUGGUUGUCCGCUCGGUUUCAAUUCGCAAUCAUGGUGAUAGCACUGCUAUUGAUAACGGCAGUGAUUGGCCUCUUUGGCCUAUAUUUGAUGCAUCAGCAGAAAUAUUGGCAACGCAAAGGCAUUAAGACACUGCAGCACGGCUCCCCCUUGGGCAAUUGGCUGCAGUUGAAGAGCAUGCAUCACACCUCCACAUUGAAAGCGAUCUACGAUAGUUUCAAGGGUCAUGAGCCAAUUGCCGGUUUCUAUGUCUACACCAGACCGGUGGCAGUGGUAUUGGACUUGGAAUUGGCAAAGUCCAUAUUGGUCAAGGACUUUCAUAAAUUUUCCGAUCGUGGUGGCUAUCACAAUGAAAAGGACAUCUUGACCUCGAAUAUUUUCUUUUGGGAGUCCGAAAGAUGGCGUCCCCUUAGAAGUAAAUUGACUUCUUCUUUUACGCCGGCAAAAAUUAAAUCCAUGUUCCCGCCCAUUAAGAACGCCUCCCUAAAUCUCAAAGAUGCCUUCGAUCAGUGUUUGGAGACCAACAGUGUGAUAAAUGUCAACGAAUUAUUGGUUCUGUAUACCGUCGAUACCAUAGGCACCUGCAUUUUUGGCAUCGAAAUGUGUUCGCUGAAAGAUCACAAAAACGAAUGUGGACAAAUUGCCUCGAAAAUAACCUCCGACACAAGUUUUAGUGUACGCUGGCAAUUAUUCAAGCAAUGCUAUGCCAACUUGGUUCAACCCCUCGGAGUCGAUGUGAAAAUUUUCCCCAAAUAUGUGGAGGAUUUCUUUAUGGGCUCCAUUAAGCAAAUCAUUUUGGAACGUGAGAAAAUGGGUAUAAGACGCAAUGAUUUUGUGGACUUUUUGUUUGAUUUGCGCAGCUCCCAAAAGGCGGAGGGCAAGCCGGAGAUCACUUACAACGAAAUGACUGCCCAAUUGUUUAUGUUCUUUUUGGCCGGCCACGAAUCUGCCGCUGCUGCUGUUGGUUUUGCCCUUUACGAAUUGGCUCGCCACCCUGAGAUACAGGACAGGCUGAGAGAGGAAAUCCAGACGGUGUUGCAGGAGAACAAUAAUGAGUUAACACAUGAGGUUAGCAUGAAGAUGCCAUAUUUGGAUCAAGUUAUAUCAGAAACAAUGCGCCGCUAUCCCAUUCUUCCCUUCUUGGAACGCACAUCUCAGGAGGACUAUAAAAUAGAGAAUACCAAAAUAACCCUAGACAAAGGAAGUUCAGUACUUAUACCCGUAUGCAGCAUACAUUACGACCCGGAAGUCUAUGAGAGCCCCAAUGAAUUUCGACCUGAACACUUUGAUCCCGCCGAAGUUGCCAAACGACAUCCCAUGUCAUUUUUGGGUUUUGGUGCUGGGCCAAGAAAUUGCAUUGGUAUGCGUAUGGGACAAUCACAGAUGUCAAUUGCUCUCAUUGUACUGCUGAGUAACUUCAAAUUUUACCUUUGUGAGAAGUCGGUUUCAAAUUUCCAAUUUUCCGAUCAUGUCUUCAAUAAUAGAUGUUUGAAUGAUGUCUAUUUGCGAGUGGAGAAGUUGAAGGGAAAUUACAUGAAUUAUUGGCUUUUGAUCGGUUGGAUAUGCAUAUCCGCGGUAUACGCCUUCUUUAAGCUGAAAUUCAGUUACUGGGACCUAAGGGGAGUGAAACAGAUGGUGCCCGGUCGCCUUUGGGGUAACUUUGAUAAACUGACCUCGGUUAACAACAGUGAGGUUUGGCAGGAGAUCUACGAUGAACUCAAAGGAAAAGUUCAACUGGCUGGCACUUACAUUUUUACCCGACCCAUAGCCCUUAUACUGGAUUUGGAUUUGGUGAAAACUAUACUGAUAAAGGAUUUCCAUAUGUUUUCCGAUCGUUCGGCCUAUAGCAACCCCAAGGAUAUUUUAUCACAACAUCUCUUCAGUGCGGACACCAAGCUAUGGAAGAGUCUAAGGGGCAAGCUAACACCCACAUUUACUACAGGCAAAAUGCGUUUCAUGUUUCCCACCAUGGUGGAGGUGUCCCAAAAAUUCAUAGCAACUUUUGAAGAGGGCUUGCAAAAAAUUCCCGAUAGAUGUGUGGAUAUAUAUGAUUGGAAUGGCCGCUUUACCACUGACGUCAUUGGCAGCUGUGUCUUUGGCAUAGACUGCAACAGCCUGAAUGACCCCAAUGGGGAGUUUCGUAAAAUUGGCCGAAGAACCUUUGGAUUUAGUCCUUCCGGCAUUAGAUGGCGUCUAUUUAAACAGGUCUAUAUCAAAUAUUUUCGAUUUUUAGGAGCUCGUCGCUUUUCCCAUGUUCUGGAGAAUUUUUUCCUACGCAUAGUCAAUGACACUGUGUUGGAGCGAGAGCGUCGAAAUAUCCAUCGCAAUGAUUUCAUUGACAUUUUGAUUGAAUUGAAAAAUCGUCGAGAUGAAAAUGGCAAACCUUUGCUUAGCAUUGACUUGAUGGCCGCCCAAUUGUUUGUGUUCUUUGCGGCUGGCUUUGAAACCUCAUCGAGUAAUAUGAGCUAUGCCCUCUUUGAGUUGGCCAAAAAUCCAGAUAAACAGCAAAAAUUGAGAGAGGAAAUUUGUCAAGUCAUGAAGCGCUACAACAACGAGCUGAGCUAUGAGGCCAUGAUGGAGAUGACAUACUUACAUGAAGUCAUAACGGAAACUCUUCGUCUUUACCCAGCUUUGGUUACACUACAACGCAUCUGCAUGGAAGACUAUCAAGUACCCGGCACAGAUAUCACCUUGGAAAAGGGUACAAUUGUAGCUAUACCCGUGAAAGCCAUACACUAUGACCCGCAGAUAUAUGAGAACCCUCACGAAUUUCUGCCUGAAAGAUUUGAGCCCGAAGAAAUUCAAAAUCGUCAUCCGCAAGCAUUUUUGGGAUUUGGUGAUGGACCCCGUAAUUGUAUUGGCCUACGUUUUGGUCGUAUGCAAGUAAAAGUUGGCCUCAUAGCUUUGCUUAGGCAAUAUAAGUUUUCCAUUUCACCAAAGACCCCCCAAGUAAUGGAGAUAUCCAAACAUAGCCUGGCGCAGGUUCCAGCAAAGGGUGUGUGGUUGAGGGUGGACAAGCUGUGAUAAUGUAGAUGAUGAAAAAAAAAAACAACUUAAAACCAAUAAGGAAACGCCAAAUUCGGGCUCAGCCGACUGUAUAACACCC